This is a messenger RNA of Ceratotherium simum simum (southern white rhinoceros), 5626 nucleotides long. RefSeq names its product solute carrier family 4 member 8 (gene SLC4A8). The record is from RefSeq and is a predicted model, not a curated record. NCBI's taxonomy places the organism in Eukaryota, Metazoa, Chordata, Mammalia, Perissodactyla, Rhinocerotidae. Gene Ontology annotation, biological process: monoatomic anion transport; transmembrane transport; bicarbonate transport. Gene Ontology annotation, molecular function: solute:inorganic anion antiporter activity; sodium:bicarbonate symporter activity; monoatomic anion transmembrane transporter activity. Gene Ontology annotation, cellular component: plasma membrane.
AUUGGCUGCGGCGGUGCCUCGCGGGCCGGUGGCUAUGGAGGCGGCGGCGGUUGAUGGUUGACCGUUGGCUCCAGGGUAGGGGUCGCCGCUCGGGCGAUCGCUCAGACCCGACUAGAGUGCGCGGGCUGCUGACGCUCGGCCUGGAGCCCGGGGGCGAGAUCUAGCUCGGCUCCGCCAUGCCGGCCGGGAGUAACGAGUCGGACGGCGUCCUCCGCUAUCAGAGACCAGAUGAAGAAGCUGUGGUGGAUCAGGGUGGGACCAGCACAAUUCUCAACAUUCACUAUGAGAAGGAAGAGUUGGAAGGUCAUAGAACUCUGUACGUUGGGGUUCGGAUGCCGCUGGGCCGGCAGAGCCAUCGGCACCACAGAACCCAUGGCCAGAAGCACCGAAGACGAGGGCGGGGCAAAGGAGCCAGCCAGGGGGAGGAAGGCCUGGAGGCCCUGGCCCACGACACACCAUCUCAGCGUGUUCAGUUCAUUCUUGGCACUGAGGACGAUGAGGAGCAUGUGCCUCAUGAUCUGUUCACGGAGCUGGACGAGAUCUGUAUGAAAGAGGGAGAAGAUGCCGAGUGGAAGGAGACAGCCAGGUGGCUGAAGUUUGAAGAAGAUGUUGAGGACGGAGGAGAGCGCUGGAGCAAGCCUUAUGUGGCAACCCUUUCAUUGCACAGUCUCUUUGAGCUAAGGAGCUGCCUUAUUAAUGGAACAGUCCUUCUGGACAUGCGUGCAAACAGCAUAGAAGAAAUUUCAGACCUGAUCCUGGACCAGCAAGAACUGUUCAGUGACCUGAAUGACAGCAUCAGGGUUAAAGUACGGGAAGCCCUUCUCAAAAAGCAUCAUCAUCAGAAUGAAAAGAAGAGAAAUAACCUCAUUCCCAUUGUUCGCUCCUUUGCUGAGGUUGGCAAGAAGCAAUCUGAUCCACAUUCCAUGGAUAAAAAUGGUCAAACUGUGUCUCCUCAGUCUGUUCCAACUACAAGUCUUGAAGUAAAAAAUGGAGCCAAUUGUGAACACAGCCCCAUGGAUUUAACCAAGGUGGACCUUCAUUUCAUGAAGAAAAUUCCCACUGGGGCUGAGGCCUCAAACGUCCUGGUUGGAGAGGUGGAUUCUCUGGACCGCCCCAUCGUGGCCUUUGUGAGGCUGUCUCCAGCUGUUCUCCUCUCAGGCCUGACAGAAGUGCCCAUCCCAACAAGAUUCCUGUUUAUCCUGUUGGGUCCAGUAGGGAAAGGUCAGCAGUAUCACGAGAUUGGCAGAUCCAUGGCCACCAUCAUGACAGAUGAGAUUUUUCAUGAUGUGGCAUAUAAGGCAAAAGAGCGAGAUGAUCUCCUGGCUGGGGUUGACGAGUUCCUAGACCAGGUGACGGUGCUCCCACCAGGGGAGUGGGACCCCUCCAUUAGAAUCGAGCCACCCAAAAACGUCCCUUCCCAGGAGAAAAGGAAAAUGCCUGGUGUUCCAAAUGGAAACGUUUGCCACAUAGAACCGGAACCACAUGGGGGCCACAGUGGGCCAGAACUUCAGCGCACUGGGCGGCUCUUUGGGGGCUUGGUGCUGGACAUCAAGCGGAAGGCCCCCUGGUACUGGAGCGACUACCGGGAUGCACUCAGCCUGCAGUGUUUGGCCUCCUUUCUGUUCCUGUACUGUGCCUGCAUGUCGCCUGUCAUCACCUUUGGGGGAUUGCUUGGAGAAGCCACUGAGGGACGCAUAAGUGCAAUUGAAUCCUUGUUUGGAGCCUCCAUGACUGGGAUUGCCUAUUCCUUGUUUGCCGGACAGGCUCUCACCAUCCUGGGAAGUACUGGGCCAGUGCUUGUGUUUGAAAAGAUUUUGUUCAAAUUCUGCAAAGACUACGCUCUUUCAUACCUCUCCCUGCGAGCUUGUAUCGGACUGUGGACCGCCUUCCUGUGCAUUGUUCUUGUGGCAACUGAUGCCAGUUCCCUUGUCUGCUACAUUACCCGCUUCACUGAAGAAGCGUUUGCCUCCCUGAUUUGCAUUAUUUUCAUCUAUGAAGCAAUAGAAAAGUUGAUUCACCUAGCAGAGACCUACCCCAUUCACAUGCACAGCCAGCUGGACCACCUCAGCCUGUAUUACUGCAGGUGUACUCUCCCAGAGAAUCCAAACAAUCACACCCUGCAGUACUGGAAGGACCACAACAUCGUGACAACGGAAGUCCACUGGGCUAACCUGACCGUUAGUGAAUGCCAGGAGAUGCACGGAGAGUUCACGGGAUCUUCGUGUGGCCACCAUGGACCCUAUACUCCGGAUGUGCUCUUUUGGUCCUGCAUUCUCUUCUUCACCACCUUCAUCCUCUCAAGCACCUUAAAGACGUUUAAGACAAGCCGCUAUUUCCCAACCAGGGUACGCUCCAUGGUGAGUGACUUUGCUGUUUUCCUCACUAUCUUCACAAUGGUGAUUAUUGAUUUUUUGAUUGGCAUCCCAUCACCAAAGCUUCAAGUUCCCAGUGUGUUCAAGCCAACAAGGGAUGAUCGAGGGUGGAUUAUUAGUCCCAUUGGUCCCAAUCCCUGGUGGACUGUGAUAGCUGCAAUUAUCCCAGCUCUUCUCUGCACUAUCUUAAUAUUCAUGGACCAGCAGAUCACAGCUGUCAUCAUUAACAGGAAGGAACACAAGCUCAAGAAAGGCUGUGGCUACCACCUGGACCUGCUGAUGGUGGCCAUCAUGCUGGGUGUCUGCUCCAUCAUGGGCCUGCCCUGGUUUGUGGCUGCAACUGUUUUGUCCAUCACCCAUGUGAACAGCCUCAAACUGGAAUCUGAGUGCUCUGCUCCUGGAGAACAGCCCAAGUUCUUGGGCAUCCGAGAGCAAAGAGUGACAGGCCUUAUGAUCUUUGUGCUGAUGGGCUGCUCAGUCUUCAUGACAGCUAUAUUAAAGUUUAUCCCCAUGCCAGUAUUGUAUGGAGUCUUCCUCUACAUGGGAGUAUCCUCACUGCAGGGAAUUCAGUUCUUUGAUCGCCUGAAGCUCUUUGGGAUGCCCGCAAAGCACCAGCCAGACUUUAUCUACCUUCGGCAUGUGCCCUUGCGCAAAGUGCACCUCUUCACCCUAAUCCAGCUGACCUGCCUUGUCCUGCUCUGGGUCAUCAAGGCAUCUCCAGCUGCCAUUGUCUUUCCAAUGAUGGUUUUGGCCUUGGUCUUUGUCAGGAAAGUCAUGGAUCUCUGUUUCUCUAAGCGAGAGCUGAGCUGGUUAGAUGACCUCAUGCCUGAAAGCAAAAAGAAGAAGUUGGACGAUGCCAAAAAGAAGGCCAAGGAGGAAGAGGAGGCCGAGAAAAUGUUAGAAAUCGGGGGAGACAAGUUCCCCUUAGAGAGCAGGAAGUUACUAAGUAGUCCUGGAAAGAACAACAGUUUCAGAUGUGACCCCUCUGAGAUUAAUAUAUCUGAUGAAAUGCCUAAAACCACGGUCUGGAAAGCUCUCAGUAUGAAUUCUGGAAACACAAAGGAAAAGAGUCUCUUCAACUAAAAGUCUUUGCUGGGAUGCAAGAUUUGGGCCACGAGGUGCCUCAGGGGAGUUCUGGUCACAGAGAAGAUGGUGAAUCUCUCAGAGAAGAAGCAAGACCAAGUCUGGCCCUGUCCUUGGUCAUGUCAACGCCAUGCCGAAGCAUUGAGUUAUUCGUGGUGUGCACUGGAGGACAUCCAGCUACCCCCUUACCAGCAGCCAGUCACCAGAUGUGAACGUGGCAGCAGAAGACCAGCUCCUGUUGGUACUUGUCUUUCUUCUGUUUCUCCUCAGAACUGCCACCAUUGAAUACCCAGCUUCCCACUUUCCAGACAUUUUCUCUGAACCUCUCUGCUGGCCUGCCGAGCCAUAUGGAUCCAUUCUGCCACUGAGGAUUCCUUCAAAGAGGUCCCUCUUCCUAAGGGAUGGAGUAGGGGAGUAGGAGGAGAGCAGAGAGAAAAGGGAAGGCUCUCCAGUCCCAUAGUAUCUGCAGGCUGCUAGGCAGCCCUGGGCCUUGUUUGAUUGCCUACUCUGGGGGAUGCUGGUCAGACCCAGAGGCUGUCAGGAGGGUUUGCUCAGCGACCUGGGCGUUGGCAGUGCCCACCACCAAGCCAGAAGAUACCUCUGGCCCGGGUGCAUCUUCAUUGCUUCCUAGCAGCAGGCUGCAUAACUCCGUGAGAACCUUGGAUAGUGAAAGGGCCAAGAGGGACGCUGGAGUUGUUUAGCUUCAACAGGAAGCAGCUCGAGGGAAAUCAGUUACGAUAAGUGAGGAUGAGCAGCCUCUCUUGGUUUCAUUGAGGACAGAGUAAGAGAAUGAGCUGAAAUUGCCACAGAAGGAAAUAGUUUAGACACCAGGAAGGACUUCCUCGCCUGAAGAUUUGUCAUAGUGUCUGAUUUCUAGAUCUCCGAGAAAGGUUUGAUAAGAGUUGUUUGUGAGUAGAAAGGGAUUUAAGGUGUUUUUAUUGCCCUGUUGUGGAAACAUUCGUGUCUUGCUGCUGUCUCUUGAGGACACAUUCUGAUUCCAUUCCUGGAGAGAUCCAAGUGCUUACGUAAUGUCUCCUUAGCUGCCUUAGUAGCGAACCAUCAAUGGACCAAAACCACCUUCAGCCAUGCGGUUUCUUCAUCAUCAUAGAUUUCUUUUGGUUGAUACAUGUUCUGCCACUCAGAUGUAAAAAGCCACACUGGGAAAUGAACUGUAAGUGGUGACAUUAAUUUUGGUAUUUAGUUUAAAACUAAUUUAUGGUUAUUCUCUUCUCUUCUCUGUUGCAAUAAUAUCAAGAAUUUGGGCUCCAGUGUGUAUAGACUUUCCCUUCCUUUGUGCACAGAAUGUGACUAACAAGUAUGUUGGUACCCAGGGAAUACGAUCAUAUCAGUUUUCCAUCCUGGAAAAUCUUUGUACAGUGGGACAUUCCCCCAGUGUGCUUUCCUUUCAUAGAUGAAGAGUUGGCUAUAUCACUUGAUUGAAUUUUGCAUUCCUUAGACUCUUAAAAUAUAUUAGUGUAUUCUAGUCUUACUCUAAAGAUCUUUGAUGUUGAAGGAAUCCUGCAUUUCUUUCAUAUUUCCCUAUCUCUUAGAGCCAUAAUUAUUUUCAUACGCAGAUGAUUUUCAAAAUAUUUAACAACUGGUACAGGACGGAGACCAACCACUCAGAACGGAUGCCUGCUAUAAACAAGCAGUAGGUAUGGCCUUACCCAUGCCUACUGGCUGAACGUCAUGCUGCUUUCAAAUAUUAAAAUGAUAUCCCUUUGAAUUGUGGAUAUUUUUCCUGGUUUGUCUGAUUUCUACUCACAAGGCUGUUUUAGGGACAGCCUCAGCUUCCUUUCCUAUGGUGCAGACAGGAACAGGAAUGUGUUUUUGAAGUAUACGGGCAUUAAAAUCUUUGUGAGCCAAAGCUUCACAGUUUAUCACUUUAGGAUAAAUGUAAUAAUUGUACCCAUUUACCUACCUAAUUCAGAAAAAUUAAAAGGCAGCUUUGUCAAAGAGAAAGCUUUCUUGCUGACUUUCCCUGUCUCUCUCUGGCUGCUUCCUUGAACUUGCCUCUUUUUUCAUCUUUCUUCCGUGAGAACAUCCCCCCACUUUCUUCCUCCAUCUUGCCCCUCCCAUCUUUUCCUGCCACCUCUGUAGAGGGAAGUUGGGGACUGCUUCACCUGUUUCCCUAGCCUCAGCGUGGCUGGAAGGAAUGUAACAGAGUGAGU